Messenger RNA from Naumovozyma dairenensis CBS 421, 864 nucleotides. RefSeq names its product iron-sulfur cluster assembly protein CFD1 (gene CFD1). The transcript has a single exon. Gene Ontology annotation, molecular function: ATP binding; ATP-dependent FeS chaperone activity; 4 iron, 4 sulfur cluster binding. Gene Ontology annotation, cellular component: cytosol. The record is from RefSeq and is a predicted model, not a curated record. Lineage: Eukaryota; Fungi; Ascomycota; Saccharomycetes; Saccharomycetales; Saccharomycetaceae. Gene Ontology annotation, biological process: iron-sulfur cluster assembly. The coding region runs from base 1 to 864 and encodes 287 amino acids.
AUGUCAGAUUCAGCAUUCGGUGAAGAACAAGAAGAAAUUGAAGGACCAGCUCCAUCAUUAUCUCAAAUCAAACAUAUCAUACUAAUCUUAUCAGGUAAAGGUGGUGUUGGGAAAAGUUCCGUAACUACCCAAGCUGCUUUAACGUUAUGUAAUAUGGGUUAUAAAGUUGGUGUACUAGAUAUUGAUUUAACAGGACCUUCAUUACCACGAAUGUUUGGAUUAGAAAAUAGAUCGAUAUAUCAAGAUGUAGAUGGUUGGUUACCUGUUCCAGUAGAGACUAACGGUAUCGGUGAGUUGAAAGUGAUAUCCUUAGGGUUCUUGUUAGGGGAUAGAGGUAAUAGUGUUGUAUGGAGAGGUCCAAAAAAGACUGCAAUGAUUAAACAAUUUAUUAAAGAUGUUGCAUGGGGACAAUUAGAUUAUCUAUUGAUUGAUACUCCACCAGGAACUUCAGAUGAACAUAUUUCUAUUGCAGAACAAUUAAGGUUCUCUGAACCGGACGGUGCUAUUGUGGUAACUACUCCUCAAGGUGUCGCUACUGCAGAUGUUAGAAAGGAAUUGAAUUUUUGUAAGAAAGUUGCUCUGCAUAUUCUUGGUGUAGUGGAAAAUAUGUCUGGUUUCAUUUGUCCUCAUUGUGAAGAAUGUACAAAUAUCUUUUCUAGUGGUGGUGGUGCCAAAUUAGCUACUGAAUUUGAUGUACCUUAUCUGGGGAAUAUUCCAAUUGAUCCUAAAUUUGUUGAAAUGAUUGAAAAUCAAAACGUAAGUGAGAAAAAUUUGGUUGAAUCAUAUGGUGAAUCUACUUUAUGCCCCAUUUUUAAAAAUAUCAUGGAUAAAGUAUUAGCACAAAAUAGACCACCAAGAUGUUAA